UCCCAGCCUGUCUCUCUCUUUCCCUAGUCGGGCAGGGAUCUGGGAAGACGGGGCUCCAGGAUCGUCCUUCCUUUUAGCCAGAGCAGUGUUCAACUCUGGCUAAUGGUCGCAUGGGGGAUUGAACUUGGGAUCUCUGGUACCUCAGACAUGAAAGUCGUUUGCAUAGCUUUUAUGCUAUCUACCCCGCCCCACUUUGCCCUCCUUUAGGUACUCAAGUUAUGGGCGGAGAGCUGAGGUGGCUGGUGCCUUAGCCAAGCGCAGCACCCGCUCCACUUUAGGGGGCACUGUGUGUGCCAGACACAACACUGGAGACUUUACCCCCAUUCUCGUAGCCUGAGCAGUGGGAGUGAUGACUGUAUCCCAUUUGGACAUAUGAGAAAGCCGAAGCACGGAAAGCUGAAUAGCAGAGCCAAGGCUUCAUGGUUAGUAAGAGAUAGACAUGGACUCCAAGACGUGCUUUUACGCACUGCCCCACGAACUGUGACCACUAAGUAUGGACUGCGAGCUGGCGAGGAGAGCCUGAAGGGUCGGGGACCGAGAAGGGACGUUGGAGACCUGAGGAAACUGAAGUGGUUGUCUGGGGAGCGGCGCAGGAGCGCAAGUGUAGUUGUGCGCACCCGGCGGGGCUUCCCGACCCGGGUUUUCCGGGGAGGGCUCAGCUUGGCAGGUGGGAGCAGCUGUGGGCGGGGCUUCCCGGGCCAGGUGAGGCGCGGGCGAGCUGGCGGGAAAGGCAGGUACGCGCGGCCCCUGCAGUGAGCGCGCAAGUUGGAGCUCCCAGGCUGCUGGGCGAGGCACUCCAGGAGUCCUGGGACCGGCCGGGCUGACUGGGUCUCAGCGGGGGCGGAAGAGCGGGGAGCCGCGCCCGGCCCAGCCCAGGUGCAGGUCCCCGGGGCGGGGUUUGGGAACUGGCUGAGGGGGGCGGUGGGUGCCGGUUCGAUUGGAGACCAGACGAGCCCGGUGGCGCGCGGAGGACCUGGGCGGCCAGAGGCGCGGACUUCGCAGCAUGUUUUCCCGAAACCACCGGAGCCGGGUCACCGUCGCCAGGGGCUCCGCCCUGGAGAUGGAGUUCAAACGCGGCCGUUUUCGUCUGAGUGUCUUCAGCGACCCGCCGGAGCUGGGAGAACAGUUGCCACCAAAGCAAGACUGGACACUCUGUGCCCAGAGCCCCCUCUGCAGCUGGCCUCCUCUCCUGGAACUGAGUCCACCUCAUCUUGCUCUCCUCUCCUCCCAUGUCUGGCUCUCACCAGGGCCUCGGGACUGCAGGAGGCCAGGAAAGUCUGUCUCAGCGGCCAGAGAGGUCUAACGGGAGUGCAGAGGGACAGGGGCAGCUUCUGCCCACUUCUUUCAAGACCAGGGAAGCAGCGGGAAGAGGAAUUGUGGGACUCCGUGGUGCCUACGUAUACCCGCCCCUCUGGAGGGGUUGUCUAGGGGAGGGACACUGGGGGGCGCAGAGAUGCAGGACAGAUUGCACAUCCUGGAGGACCUGAAUAUGCUCUACAUUCGGCAGAUGGCGCUCAGCCUGGAGGACACUGAACUGCAGAGGAAGCUGGACCAUGAGAUCCGAAUGCGGGAGGGGGCAUGCAAGCUGCUGGCGGCCUGCUCCCAGCGUGAGCAGGCUCUGGAGGCCACCAAGAGCCUACUGGUGUGCAACAGUCGCAUCCUCAGCUACAUGGGCGAGCUGCAGCGGCGCAAGGAGGCGCAGGUGCUGGGGAAGACAGGCCAGCGGCCUUCUGAGAGCAGUUCACCUGCUGAUCGUUCCCCCUGCCGUGGCCGGGUCUGCAUCUCUGACCUCCGGAUUCCACUCAUGUGGAAGGACACAGAGUAUUUCAAGAACAAAGGCGACCUCCACCGCUGGGCUGUGUUCUUACUGCUACAGCUAGGGGAAGACAUUCAGGACACAGAGACGAUUCUGGUGGACAGGACCCUCACAGAUAUCUCCUUUCAAAAUAGCAUUCUCUUCACGGAGGCAGGGCCAGACUUUGAGCUGCGGCUGGAGCUGUAUGGGGCCUACAUGGAAGAGGAGGGGGCCCUGGCUGCCGCCCCCAAGAGGCUUGCCACCAAACUCAGCAGCUCCCUGGGCCGAUCCUCAGGGAAGCGUGUACGGGCAUCGCUGGAGAAUGCUGGGGGCUCUGGGACUAGUCCCAUCCUGCUCCCCACCCCAACUAUGGGUGGUCCUCGAUACCACCUCUUGGCUCACACCACACUUACCCUAGCAGCAGUGCAAGAUGGGUUCCGCACACACGACCUCACUCUGGUCAGCCAUGAGGAGAACCCUGCCUGGCUGCCCCUUUACGGGAGUGUGUGUUGCCGCCUGGUGGCUCAGCCUCUCUGCUUGACGCAGCCUACUGCCAGUGGCUCCCUUAGGGUACAGCAAGCCAGGGAGCUGCAGGACUGGGCUCAAGUGUACGGAGUCUUGAAAGGCACAAACCUCUUCUGUUACCGGCACCAUGAAGAUGCAGACUCUGGGGAAGAGCCGCUGUUUACAAUUGAGAUCAACAAGGAGACCCGGGUCCGAGCAGGGGAGCUGGACCAGGCUGCAGGCCGGCCCUUCACCCUGAGCAUCAGUAACCAGUAUGGGGAGGACAAAGUGACACAUACCCUUCAAACAGAGAGUCGGGGAGCCCUGCAGAAUUGGAUGGAGGCUCUGUGGCAGCUUUUCUUUGACAUGAGCCAGUGGAAGCAGUGCUGUGAUGAAAUCAUGAGAAUUGAAACCCCUGCUCCCCGGAAACCACCCCAAGCACUGGCCAAGCAGGGGUCCUUGUACCAUGAAAUGGCUAUUGAGCCGCUGGAUGACAUCGCAGCAGUGACAGACAUCCUGGCCCAGCGGGAGGGUGUGAGGCUGGAGACGCCCCCACCCUGGCUAGCAAUGUUCACAGACCAGCCUGCUGCCCUGCCUAACCCCUGCUCACCUACAGUAGCUCCUGCCCUAGCCCGGACCCAACCCCUGCCCUGGGGGCGACCCCGAACUUUCUCCCUGGAUGCUGUACCCCCAGACCACUCCCCCGGGGCUUCUUGCUUGGUUGCCCCUCUUCCCCCACAGCGAUCCCCAAGGUCCAGAGGCUUCUGCAACAAGGGGCCACCUCAUACUUGGCUUCAGUCACCAGUGUGAGAGAGAAAGUACUGGCAACAGGAUCUGGCCAGAAGAGGAGAAAACCUAUGUGCAGUUGGGCUCUGGAUACAGCACUUUCUGUAGUAGGUUGGCGGCCUGGCCUCCCCUUCUUCUGCUGGUGAGAGGGAGAAGUCCCUCUUAAACUGUGGUUUCCAUGAUGCUGAGAGAUUCAUUCAUCGUGGCUGGCUGGGACUACCCUCAACCCCCCAACUCUUCCUGGGGACAAACUGGAACCAACUCUGCCCUACCUCCCUGCACUAACCAGCUUUGAGGAUGGCACUGAAGAAUGCUGGGAGGGAAUGCAUCUUCCUUGUAAUGCCCACCUCAACCAUUAAAAGUUAUUUAAUGCCA
Molecule: messenger RNA, 3460 nt
Organism: Erinaceus europaeus (western European hedgehog)
Lineage: Eukaryota; Metazoa; Chordata; Mammalia; Eulipotyphla; Erinaceidae
Gene: RTKN
Product: rhotekin
Exons: 13
Coding region: 1454-3109 (551 amino acids)
Biological process (GO): actomyosin contractile ring assembly; mitotic cytokinesis; septin ring organization
Cellular component (GO): actomyosin contractile ring
Source: RefSeq, a predicted model, not a curated record